Molecule: messenger RNA, 1913 nt
Organism: Morone saxatilis (striped sea-bass)
Lineage: Eukaryota; Metazoa; Chordata; Actinopteri; Moronidae
Product: actin-associated protein FAM107A
Exons: 5
Coding region: 275-784 (169 amino acids)
Biological process (GO): regulation of actin cytoskeleton organization; actin filament polymerization; actin filament bundle assembly
Cellular component (GO): synapse; stress fiber; neuron projection
Source: RefSeq, a predicted model, not a curated record
CUCUCAAUAGUAUCGCUGUCCGUCAGCUCCACACGAUGGCCAAUGUUCUCAGACAGCAGCCUCUCAAGAAGGACCGGUACAGCACAGCAGCUACCCAGCAUGCAGCAGGAGCUGGGGCUCCACACCAGGUCCUCAGGUGCUGCCCUCCAUCAAGUCUGCACUGUGAACUACUUCUGCCGCCCUGUUCUUUUGUCUCCCCUGACAAUCAAACCGUCCCAUCCCGGGUCCAAGCUUCUUACUCUAACUGAAUACACCUCACGCCUCACUGGCCACCAUGUCCUUCAAUGGUUCAUCUCCUCACAACAAUAAUCACAUGCAUACAGAGAUCCAGCUGGCCUCCAGAAGCAGGAUGAACAAUAGUCAUCUGCAGAGCAACAAUCACAGAAGAGAUAAUGGAGUCAAAGCUGAAGCCUCCUCAGGUCAGUCAAACCCCAUUAAGGCUUCCAGGACUCACAACGAGCUUCACAAAGAACUGCUCCUGGCCCACAAGAAGGGUCUCGCACUUAGCAGCAGGUCAGAACUUCAGCAGGUGCUGGAGAGGAGGAAGAGGGUCCAAAGUGACCAGGAAGAGGAGGGACAGGGCAGGACUCCUCUGGAAGAUGUGCUACUUAGACGUCAGCAGAAACAACUUGAGAGGGAGAAGGAACAGGAGGAGAAGGUACGAGAGGAGGCCCAGUUGAUGGAGUUUGUUAGAGUCCGACAGAACCUGAGAAAGAUCCAUUCAGCCAUCCAGAGCCAGGCUGCAAACUCCUUAAGUACAACAGAAGAACAAUUUUUAAAAUGAACUCAUAAUUUAAAACCUACUGCCCUUCACUUCAAGUAAUGAGGUGCAUGCUGAAAGAUAAUUAGUAUUAUAGUUCAAUGAUAGAGAUUUUUUUUAAAUAGACACAAAUUCACAGAUACUUAUUUAAGCAGUAUUCUUUUAUAGCAAUGUGUAAAUUUAAUCUGCAUGUUUAUAGCCAAUACAACAUAUCACUAUAUCCUGACAGCAGUACAUGAGGCAGAUAAUCUGUGAAAUAAUCAGGUUCCUCUGGCUCCUCCUAGUGCACCUAAUGGCAUUUGCAAGAAUCUACUGAGCCUGAAUGAAAAUCAGAUCAGAGCUCAAAAUGAUUCCUGGACAGAUUAUCUGUCUCAUGUACUACUGUCAGGAAAUUGAGAAAAUUUCAGCAAAUAUGACAAAAAGGUAUUUUUAUAUAAGGUUACCUACUGCAGCUUUAACCAAUUGGGCAGUUCAGGGUUAGGGUUAAGGUUACUGUGGGCAAAUGAAAACCAAGAAAAAUAUAAUGCUGCAGCAGGCACAGGUUUGGAGAUGUGACCAUGCUGACCAGAACAGUGCAGAAGAAAGAGGUAAUUUAGGGACUGAAGAUUUGGAGAAACAUAAACCAAAUGGAGACUGAUGCCCUGGCUGUUUGUUUGCAGUGCACUGGGAGAAAUGUAUUCUAAUUGGAGGAGUUCUGCACAGGUUAAAAAACUGUUUUCCUGCUGUAUCUGUAUAUUUGUUAAGAAAGUGAAUUGUCCUAGUUUGAUCCAUUCAUACUUUUUAUCAUUUAUCAGAGAAAUGAGCUUUGUUGGAAGUAGAUAUUUUCUCCAUAAAUCUCCCCUUUCUACUGAAUGCCUGCUUUGAUAAUCCAUUAAACAUCAACGGUUAAAAAGUAACUCAUACUCUAAGUACUUUUUGAGAAGAAUACUUUGAAACAAUUACCCACAUUGGUUUGGUUGAAAAAAAAAAAACGUAAAAGUACAAAGACUGUGGAAAGACGUUUUGGUGAGUUUUAUUUUUUUUUCUGUUGCAUUGUUUUGGCUUGAGAUGCUGGUGCUCUGGUGAAAUCCAGUGGUUAUUUCAUACAGUGCAUCUGGGAAGUAUUCACAGUGCUUUUUUUUAUUAAAAAUAAAAAACGAAAAAUUCACAUGUA